UCCGGCAUGAGCGAGGCGCGGCUGCGGCCCGGGCGCGGCCCCGGCGGGGCCCGAGACCCCCAGGACAAGGAGUCAGAAUCUGAGAACAGGCUGGAUGGAGAGACAGCGUCAGACAGCGAGAGCAAGUCCGAGUUCGGGGGGUCCUCGCCUGUGCCCACCUCAGAUGACACCCCAGAGGUGCUGAACAGGGCCCUGUCCAACCUGUCCUCGAGAUGGAAGAACUGGUGGGUGAGAGGGAUCCUCACGCUGGCCAUGAUCACCUUCUUCUUCAUCAUCAUCUACCUGGGCCCCAUGGUGCUGAUGACAAUAGUGAUGUGUGUGCAGAUCAAAUGCUUCCACGAGAUCAUCACCAUCGGCUACAACGUGUACCACUCCUACGACCUGCCCUGGUUCAGGACGCUCAGCUGGUAUUUCCUGCUGUGUGUGAAUUAUUUCUUCUACGGGGAGACGGUCACUGAUUAUUUCUUCACGCUGGUGCAGAGGGAGGAGCCGCUGAGGAUCCUCAGCAAAUACCAUCGCUUCAUCUCCUUCGCCCUCUACCUCACAGGGUUCUGCAUGUUUGUGCUGAGCCUGGUGAAGAAGCACUACCGCCUGCAGUUCUACAUGUUUGGCUGGACCCACGUGACGUUGCUGAUCGUGGUCACCCAGUCCCACCUCAUCAUCCACAACCUGUUUGAAGGAAUGAUCUGGUUCAUCGUGCCCAUCUCCUGUGUGAUCUGCAAUGACAUCAUGGCCUACAUGUUCGGCUUCUUCUUCGGCCGCACGCCGCUCAUCAAGCUCUCCCCAAAGAAGACCUGGGAGGGUUUUAUUGGAGGAUUUUUUUCCACUGUUCUCUUUGGGUUGCUGCUGUCCUACGUGAUGUCGGGGUACCGCUGCUUCACGUGCCCCGUGGAGUUCAACAACGACACCAACAGCUUCACCGUGGACUGUGAGCCCUCGGAGCUGUUCCAGCUGCAGGAGUACAACGUCCCCGUGCUGCUGCACUCCGUGCUGGGCUGGAGGACCGUGAGGAUGUACCCCUUCCAGAUCCACAGCAUCGCCCUCUCCACCUUCGCCUCCCUCAUCGGGCCCUUCGGCGGCUUCUUCGCCAGCGGCUUCAAGAGGGCCUUCAAAAUCAAGGACUUUGCCAACACCAUCCCAGGCCAUGGGGGCAUCAUGGAUCGCUUCGACUGCCAGUACCUGAUGGCCACCUUUGUCAACGUCUACAUUGCCAGCUUCAUCAGGGGCCCCAACCCCAGCAAGCUGAUCCAGCAGUUCCUGACCCUGAGGCCAGAGCAGCAGCUGCACAUCUUCAACACCCUCAAAGCUCACCUGGUGGACAGGGGAGUGCUGGCCAGCCUGGAGGAUGCAUAGGCAGGAGCUUGGAGCAGGACUGAGAGCACACAGGCCUCCUCCAGGGAGUCCCCUGAUUUCAGACAAUAACAAGGCCUCAUUUCACUGUAACUUUUUCUUCCUUUCUUGGUAAAUGUUUGCAUUUGUGGUUUAUUUUAUUUUAUUUUUUUUUUCUAAAUAAUAUAUUUAUAGAGCUUUGGUUCAAAGAGCGAAUGCUGGGUUUGUAGCUGAGAGGAGGUGAGGGGUGGUGGAGCAGGAGGGGAUGGAUGGCUGUCCUGCUCAGGGGGCAGCUCUGGGACCCUCCUCGUGUGCUGGGGAAUGUCCCAAGGCAAUUCCUGCCCGAGGGAAUCUCCUGGCACAGGGAGAGGAUCCUGUGUGAGCCCAUUCCCGCUGCAGCUGCUCUCAGUGCUGCUCCUGCAGUGCCUCUCACAUUCCCUCUCCUCUGCCCUGGCAAAUCACAUUUUUGUGGCCACCCAAAGCAGGAGCAGGCUGGGCACAGGGAGUGGCAGCUGUGUGUGGGAACGUGGGAGCUUCGGAUUCCCCCAGAACCCAUGGAGGUAAACGAGACUUAGAAGUUUCACUGAGCAAUUCCUGCCAGGUGAGAACAAUUUUUAAACUCCUUGGUUUGUUUCCCCCAUUAAAUAACCUUUAGAACCACACUUCUUCAUUUCUCCAAGCUUGGAAACCCCACAUGAGAUGUUUGAAGGAGCCUGGGCAGCAGUUCCCAGGCAGUUUCUGGGGGUUUUGUUUUCUUUCAGGGAUCAUGUCUGUUUGUUACUUGAGUUGUAGAAGUCGUGCUGCUGAGUUUACCAAGGUCUGUGUUGCAUUUCAGUCUGGGUUCAUUUCUCUGCAGGCUUCUGUCCUGCUUGGCUCACUGAAUCUUGUCAGAGGUAGUUUGUACUUUUUAGCUGCAGGUUUUAUGAAGUACUUUCCUUUAUUUUGUCAUACUUUUUUAUUAUUUAAAAAUGAGAGAGCCCUAAAGAUUGUAAAACUUUCCUUUUUUUUUUCUUUUUUCCUUUUUUUUUUUUUUUUUUGUGACCAGAUAGUGAAAAUAUCCCCAUUUACUCCUUGUGGAAACACGAGGGGACUCUGCUUUUCCUUCUUUCCAUAGUUUGUGCAUGGGAGAGAGAAACUUUACUUUGUUUUAGCCCAGGGAACGAGUGACAGGGAGAGCUCCUGCAGAACUACAUUGGAGUUUUCAAGCAGUUGCUGCCACAAAGCUUCAGCCACCCGUGAGCCCCUGCACCUGCUUGGCAUCAGCAGAGAACAAACCGCCUGAAAAUGCCCAAAAUUCAGAGCUUUUCACAGCCUGAGUGUGUGUAAAUGCACAGCAGAGGUGCCAGCCGUGCCCUCUCCUGCCCUGCUGUGGGGCUGUGCUGGGCUCUGCUCCCUGGGCAGGUGUUGGGUGGGAAGCACAGGAGGCUCUGCUCUUACAAAGCAUUCCAAAUUCCUGCUGGAAGGUUCUGUCCAGGACUGCCUGUGGUGUUCGUGUGGCUUUCUCCUGGUUGUGGAUUCCUCCUGUGCUUGCUCCCCUCCAGCUGCAAUUAGGUUUUUAUUUAUUUUCUGUCCACGGAGCAGAUUUUGCUGCAAGCCCCUGACACAGGAACUGCAGAGGAGAAGGAGGUGCCCCCACCUUGCCCAGGGCAGUGUUUGGGCAGUGUUAAUUAAUUUAAAUUAAAAUUAAUUUUAGUGUGGGGCAGUGCCAGGGGGGCUGCCUGGGUGCUCCUGCCCUUUGCCCAAAGCCCUGGCAGAAGUGACAGUGUUGAUAAAUAUCCCAAAGCUGUGCUCUGUCCUUAGUGAGAAAUCCCUUGGUGGGUUUUUAGUCUCCUGCUCGUCUGCUUUAACCCUUUAGUUCCUCUCGUGCUGUGAGCAGCAGGGCAGAGCUUUGCUGGGCCAGGGCUGUCAGUGCUGGCUGUGGGCACUGGAGGGCAAAGCAGCUCCAGGGAGCAGCAGCAGCUCUGCCUGGGGUGCCUGCCCUGCCAGAAAUGGCCUGGUCAGAAGUGAAUUCCCUGAUCAGAAAUGUCCUGAUUAGAAAUGCCCUGAUCAGAAAUGAAUUCUGUGAUGAGAAGUGUCCUGAUCAGAAAUUAAUUUUGUGAUGAGAAGUGUCCUGAUCAGAAAUUAAUUCCCUGAUCAGACAAUGCCCUGAUGAGAAAAUUCUCUGAUUAGAAAAUGCCCUGAUGAGAAAUGCCCUGAUCAGACAUUCCCUGAUCAGAAAUUCCCUGACCAGCUUUGUUCCUGCCCCCUCCCUCCAAACCUGGGCUGCUCCUCAGGGGCAGAGCUGCCUGGGAAGGGUUUCCUGCAUGGAAAAAAUCCCUUGAAAGCCAUUAAAGGGUGGGAACAGUGAAGGGUGGGAACAGCUGGGCUCUGGGCUUGUCUGCAGGUUGUGCAGCUGAGCUCACAGGGCUGGGAGCUGACUUGAACCCUGGGUUUGGGAUGGAGGGGGGUUAAAUCUUGUCCCACCUCCUGGGGCAUCCUGCAGGUGUGCUGUGGGCCUGGGAUGGGAGUUUGGGAAGGAUGGGAGCUGCAGGCCUGGCUCUGGCUGUUCCUGCUGCCCAGGGAUGUGCAGGAGCCCACGUGGCCCUGGGGAUGCUGAACUUGGGGGAUUUGGGGCCAAAGUGACCCCAGGGACGGGGCAGAUGUGCAGGGCUGGAGCUCAGCCUGGCACAGGGAAAGGUUCAGAGCAGGGAAGAUGCAAAGGUUCAGAGCAGGGCAGGGCAGGGGAGUGCUGCCAGCUGGGAGCAGGGGACAGGGACAGGAUCCCCAUCAAGGUCCCAGGGUGUGGAGCCAGCAGCCAGGGAGGGGGCAGGGCCCGUGGGGAUGGCACACUGGGCACCCCCAGGUGAUUCUUGGGUUUGGACACGGGUUUGACCUAAGGCUGGGCCAGGCCUGGGGGCACCUGGGUGGGAAUUUUGCUUUUCCUUGCUUGGUUUUAGCCCAGGUGAGGCUGCAGGUGGGAGCCCCUGCUCAGGGAAGCACCAGAGCUGGGAUCAGCCUGGGUUAAACAGAGUUAGCAGGGUGAAAGAGAAUGAGCAGGGUUAAACAGAAUUCCCAGGGUGAAACUGAAUUCCUGGAGAUAAACAGAAUUCCCAGGGUGAAACUGAAUUACCAGGGUUUAACAGAGUUACCAGGGUGAAAUUGAAUUACCAGGGUUUAAAUUUAACAGAGUUACCAGGGUGAAGACAGGAUUCCCAGGGUAAACAGGAUUACUGGAGUUAAACAGAAUUGCCAGGGUUAAACAGAAUUCCCUGGGCUCAGCAGUGCCCCUGAGCUGAGGGCAGCUCUUGAGUGGAGCCAGGAUCCUGCAGCAUCCCCCAGAGCUCCCAGGGAAUGUCACAUCCCAGGGAAUGUCACAUCCCAGGGAAUGUCACAUCCCAGGGGACAGCUGUGUCCCCAAGGCCCCCUGGCAGCCCCUGCUCUCCAGCCCUGGCUGUUCUUUCCCUGUGCUUUGGUUUUGGUUCCAGUUCUAGCUGCACACGUAGAGUUGCCUUCCUUUGACCGAAUGUUCGAAUGUGAAAUAUUGUAUAUUUUAAAGUAUUUACCCUAUUUAUAUACUGUAUGUUACUGUUAAAUAAAUAUAAAUUCCAUUA
Melospiza melodia melodia is the source of this 4919-nucleotide messenger RNA. RefSeq names its product CDP-diacylglycerol synthase 2 (gene CDS2). The coding region runs from base 7 to 1353 and encodes 448 amino acids. The transcript is spliced from 13 exons. Gene Ontology annotation, cellular component: endoplasmic reticulum membrane. The record is from RefSeq and is a predicted model, not a curated record. Gene Ontology annotation, molecular function: phosphatidate cytidylyltransferase activity. Lineage: Eukaryota; Metazoa; Chordata; Aves; Passeriformes; Passerellidae.